Molecule: messenger RNA, 402 nt
Organism: Fusarium verticillioides 7600
Lineage: Eukaryota; Fungi; Ascomycota; Sordariomycetes; Hypocreales; Nectriaceae
Exons: 2
Coding region: 1-402 (133 amino acids)
Molecular function (GO): heme binding; oxidoreductase activity, acting on paired donors, with incorporation or reduction of molecular oxygen; monooxygenase activity
Source: RefSeq, a predicted model, not a curated record
AUGAUCCUAGAACACAUAGUACCUCAAUCUUUCAAAGCAGCUGUACCGUGGCUUACCGGGAUUAUUCUGACCCGUCUUAUGUACAAUAAAUACGGAUAUGGUCUAAGUCACGUACCUGGCCCUUGGUUUGCUGGUUUUACAGAUCUAUGGAGGCUUCUCAUCGUUCGUGGUCGCCGAGCACAGGAAGUACACAUCGAGCUACACAAGAAGUACGGACCUGCUGUAAGAUUGGGCCCUCAAGCAGUAUCUAUUGCAGAUACAGACGCCUUGAAGGUCAUUUACAGCCCGAGAGCAGGAUGGUCGAAGUCGAAAUUCUACCUGGUGCAGCAAGCUCUAGCUAAAGGAAAGAGACUGAAAGCCAUAUUCAACACAGACAACGACAGUUAUCACGCCAGACUUUGA